AUGGGCUCACGAGAAUCUACAACAGUCUCGCCCGCACAAGUCGCGCGGAAAGCCUAUCUCUUCAUAGGCACAAAUCUCUCGGAAGCCUACGGAGUAAACACGAAUCGCACAAAUCUCGCAGGACCACACUGCACAAGUAGCUCGCGGAUCCCUCAUCCUCAGUUUCCCAACUCUGAAGGCAAUUCGAUGAUCGUCAGACUGCUGUGGCUCGGUACCGUGGAAGACGACUCGAAUGUCGUUGGGCUACCCUCCUCGGCCACGAUAGUCUCGACCUCACGAGGUAGGGCCGUGGGCUCAAUAACUGGCCGAAGGUGUGUCUUUUAUGUGGUUGCGAAGCCUGCGAUUUCCUACCUAAAGCGGUUUCUUGUUCCCUUUUUCGAAUUUGCUGCAACAGGUCAUCUCUUCGAAUAUGUCGACCUUCGUCAUUGGACUGCGGAGGUCGACCUGUAUACCUCGAAUUUCAAGCCCGCUGCAUGUCGUGUUCCUAUAUCCUUCUGCUGGCCGAAACACUUGAGUUUGCAAAGCCCUUCGACAAUGUUGGCUGGCUACGAGACGAGCGCUCGCGAGUAUGUAUUCAGAAGCUUGUUCAAGAAAGCUAGUGACAGCUUUGACGCCGAGAAUUACGACGAGAGCGAGCGCUUGUGUCGUUUACUUCUGACCUAUACUGACCUCAGCACUUUCCACAAGGCAGGAUGUCAUCGUAUGCUCUCACUGGGUGACCAAGAUUUUCUCUGGCAUGCUGAACAGGCCCUCGAAUUGUACCAGCAUCUCUUCUAUCCGAAUGGUGAAUCCACUGGAGACUAUCUUCUCAGCGACUCCCAACUCGAGGCACGUAACAACAUUCUCGAGGAUGCUCGUCGGAACCUCUCCCAGGCUGAACAGGAUCAUGUCGAAAUACAAUGCGAUUUUGCAGAGCGAGUCGAGCGAUUCAGAGCCAUAUAUGGAUACGAACCUACGGCGAAAGAUGUUAGCAGAGCUUGCUUAAAUCGACAUAGCAAGAAGUAUCUCCUGGCUGUCGAUGGUUCUGCACAGGACUACGAAUCCUUCAUUGAACAUACUUUUGGGAUAACGCAAAAGGACGAGAACAGGAAAGACGGUGAUGCAGGGACUGCACGCAAAAUAUAG
Molecule: messenger RNA, 1125 nt
Organism: Aureobasidium melanogenum CBS 110374
Lineage: Eukaryota; Fungi; Ascomycota; Dothideomycetes; Dothideales; Saccotheciaceae
Exons: 4
Coding region: 1-1125 (374 amino acids)
Source: RefSeq, a predicted model, not a curated record